This is a messenger RNA of Juglans microcarpa x Juglans regia, 949 nucleotides long. RefSeq names its product calcineurin subunit B-like. Gene Ontology annotation, molecular function: calcium ion binding. The transcript has 7 exons. The record is from RefSeq and is a predicted model, not a curated record. Bases 215 to 742 code for a protein of 175 amino acids. NCBI's taxonomy places the organism in Eukaryota, Viridiplantae, Streptophyta, Magnoliopsida, Fagales, Juglandaceae.
CCAAAUACGAACAUGUUAACAGCGGAGGAAACCGUGACAGCAAACAGCACAGUACUGCGGAGACACGUGCAAUCGAUUGAACUCUUCCGUCGCGUCCUAUGACCAAACAAUGUCUGCACUUCAAUGCGUCGAUGAUGACAACGUCAGCUAAUCUCUAUAUCAUCCUCUGCUUUCUAACCGGCCACGUAACAGCUCGAAUUCUCAGUAAGAUCCAAUGGGGCAGGCUCCAUCUAUGCUAACGCAAUAUGAUAUCGAGGAAGUGCAGGAACACUGCAAUAAUCUAUUUUCUCAGCAAGAAAUAGUCUCUUUAUAUCAAAGAUUUUGCCAACUUGAUCGGAAUGCAAAGGGUUUUAUCUCGGCUGAUGAAUUCUUAUCGGUUCCUGAGUUUGCCAUGAAUCCGCUUUCUCAGAGGCUGCUUAAGAUGGUGGAUGGCUUGAAUUUCAAGGACUUCGUGGCUUUCUUGUCGGCCUUCAGUGCUAAAGCUACUAUACAACAUAAAAUUGAGUUUAUUUUCAGAGUAUAUGAUUCAGACAGUAAUGGAAAGGUGUCUUUCAAUGACAUAUUAGAAGUGCUUCGGGAUUUGUCAGGUUCAUUCCUGUCUGAUAAGCAUAGAGAGCAAGUAUUGAACCAAGUCUUGGCAGAAACGGGUUUCACAGAGGAAUCUUAUUUAAUGUUGGAUGACUUCAUUAAGGUUCUUGGCAGUUCUGGCUUAAAAAUAGAGGUUGAAGUACCAGUUGACUAAUACAGCCAGCCCCGCUAUCUUUUGCCAUGUAGUUCAAGACGAAAUGUAAACUCAACUCUAUCCUUGUAGAAAAUUCAUGUCAAUAACACCUGUAUUAAUACAUCCUUUUGCUCACUACAAAUGUUUGAUCGAUGAGAAAUAUAAAAUAAACAACCUGUGUAAUUAUUACUAUAAAAAACAAAAUGGUCGAUCAUUAUUAUUGCUUCA